Molecule: messenger RNA, 2624 nt
Organism: Trachemys scripta elegans
Lineage: Eukaryota; Metazoa; Chordata; Testudines; Emydidae
Gene: DUSP2
Product: dual specificity phosphatase 2
Exons: 4
Coding region: 228-1184 (318 amino acids)
Biological process (GO): protein dephosphorylation; endoderm formation; negative regulation of MAPK cascade
Cellular component (GO): cytoplasm; nucleus
Molecular function (GO): MAP kinase tyrosine/serine/threonine phosphatase activity; protein tyrosine/threonine phosphatase activity
Source: RefSeq, a predicted model, not a curated record
UCCAUCGCCCCGCGUAUCCAGCCUCGUGCGCCCUGCUCUACGUUGCGCUCACUUCCCGGCCGAGCCCCGUGCGCCCUGUUCCGGACCCCACUCUGCGCUCACUGCCCGGCCGUGCCCGUGCGCCCUGUUCCGGACCCCACUCUGCGCUCACUGCCCGGCCGUGCCCGUGCGCCCUGCUCCGGACCCCGCGCUGCCCCCCGGGAUUGGAGUGGACGCAUCCCCCAGCCAUGGUGAUGGAGGAGGUGCUGCAGCUGGAGAGCGCGGAGCUCGCCAGGCUGCUCCGAGAGCCCGAGGAAGCCGGGCGCACGCUGGUGCUGGACUGCCGGCCCUUCCUCGCCUUCUGCCAGGCUCACCUGCGGGACUCGCGCCCGGUGCGCUGGAACGGGCUGCUGCGCCGCAGAUCCCGCGGCAGAGCCGGCGUCAGCCUGGACUGGCUCGUCCCGGACAGGGCGCUGCUGGGGCGGCUCCGCAGAGGCGAGCUGUCCCGCCUGGUGGUGCUGGACGAAGCCAGCGGCUCGGUGCUGGCUCUGCGGGCCGACAGCCUGGCCAGACUGCUGCUCAACUCCCUGCUGCUGGAAGCGAGAGCCAGGCCCACGCUCAUCUACCUGCUCCGAGGGGGAUUUGAUGGUUUCCAAGCCCGCUUUCCAGAACUGUGCUCUGAGCCACCGCCUCCUCCUGCCUCCUUGCCAGCCCUGAUAGACCCCAAAGACGACAGUAACGCCAGGACCAUGACUCCUUUCUACGAUCAGGGUGGCCCUGUGGAGAUCUUGCCAUUCCUCUAUUUGGGCAGCUGCCACCACUCCUCCAACAAGCAGGUGCUGGAGUCCUUGGGCAUCACAGCCGUGCUCAAUGUCUCCGCCAGCUGCCCCAACCAUUUUGAAGGGCAGUUUCGUUACAAGAGCAUCCCUGUGGAGGACAACCACAUGGCCGAGAUCAGCAUCUGGUUCCAAGAGGCCAUUGGCUUUAUUGAUUCCGUGAAGAGCAGCGGUGGGCGAGUGCUAGUCCACUGCCAGGCUGGCAUCUCCCGCUCGGCCACCAUCUGCCUGGCCUACCUGAUCCAGACCCAGCGGGUGCGCCUGGAGGAAGCCUUUGACUUCGUCAAGCAGCGCCGCGGGGUCAUCUCACCCAAUUUUGGCUUCAUGGGACAGCUUCUGCAGUUCGAGACAGAGGUGCUGUGCCAUUAGCUACUGCCUAGCGGGCACCUCCCGCCCUCUGGAGCAGCCAAAGACCUAGACUCACAGUGUGUUUCCGUUUACAGCCCCAAGGGGGUGCUCUACCCAAACAGUAUCACUCAUGUAUAUUGCACUAAGAUGUCAGAGGAUACCCCUCUGCAACCUGUACAGACACCUCGACCUCCCCGGGUGAAAGCCCCCAUCCCCGUAUGAAUGCGUUGGACCCUUGAAUGCGAAAAAAAGAAGAGAAGAUGGGCAAGAUGCAAAAAAGGAGUGAAACUCUGCUUUUCCAGACGCACUGAGAGCAGCCGGGUGGCCUUGUUCCUCACACUGGGACCAUCUGAAGGUUAUGUCCACUUUAUCAACCCCCCAGCCUCUCCCCAAUCCCGGUCUUAAAAGAACACAGGAUUGAUUUGUCCCUAUUGGUUUGUGGUGUGAAAUCACAGCAGGUAGCUUCAGAGCGAGGCCGUUUACAAUGUUAAUUAGGGCAAAGUGCUUCGUUGUUUUUCAACGGGGCCCAAUCCUGUUCCCAUCGAGCAGGAUCAGGGCUCAUGUCAGAUAAUUCAGUACAUUGCCUGAUCUUUUUUGAUCCACAACUUUCUGCUCCAGGGGACAGAAGGAAAGACAAAAGUCCAAAUUUUCUGCUGGGAAAAACUCCACUGAAGAACCCACAGAGAAUUUGGUUCCUUUGCUACCAUACCACAAAAAUGACUUGCACAGUUUCUCCUUUGAUUUCUCUCUUGCCACCCAAACAUCCAUCUAGAACCCUGUCUGAACCGUGCCACAGAGUUUAAUGGCUGAUGCAGUGGGACUGGAUUGAUGUAAGAAAGCAGAGUUUGGUCUGUAGUGAUAAAAAAAAAAGAGUUUAAACGUUUUCUUGGCCAGAGAUCUUUCCUUGAUCAAGUCAGCCUCAUUGACACGGAAAAUCUACUCUGGCCCAGAGUGACAAAUAUACUGAAUCAUUAUGACCAGAUUAUAUGAACGGUGGAUUGUGAUUGUCCACCAGGCCCCAGCCUCACUCCUGAGAGCCAGUAGCCUUUCUUCUUUGCACCUGAAAACCCGCUGUAAUUCACUCCCUGCUCAUUUUUAAAAUAUGCUGUGGAAGUGGGUUGAGGAUACUUGAUUGCAGAUGAUCCAAUCCUUCCUCUUGGAUAAUGUGAGCCUUGCACAGCACCUUCUCUCUCUUGGGGGAGAGGGUGGGUGCCCAUCUCCCAGCAGAGAUCUCCUCUUUUGAAUGCACUGAGGGACUUGAUAAAACUUGCCAAGCCAAAGAACCCUCCUGGAGGGCUGACUUCCUCAGCAGCGCUCUCUCUGACAGUGCAGAGCAAUACGGUUUCGUGCACUUGCAAACCUCUCGCUCGACUGAAAUUAAUGUAUAGAGCUGUUGGAAAUGUUGCACUUUAUAUUUAUAUAAUAUCCCACCGAGUUGGUUUGAACGAUGUUUCAAUUAAA